AUGACCUCGCGAUUCCUCUACUACUUUUUCAAGCCUCUAGGACAAACUAAAUUCGUCUGCUAUCUUCUGGGUGGCAUUAUCUUGGGUCCGUCUCUGAUGGGGCACAGCAAGGAAAUCAGGGACAAUCUAUACGGAAAAAAGAUACAUUUACAGUUGUUUGAUACAAUAGCUGAGAUCGGCAGCAUAUAUGCAAUAUUCCUAAUGUCACUGAAAUUUGACUUCGCCGUGCUCAGAAGAAAUGCAAAGAAGUCAUGGAAGAUUGGCAUAGGAGGUUUUCUAUUUCCUACAGUAGUCACCUUUAGCCUCAUUUAUCCGAUAACUGGAACUGCUCCUAAGGUCCCGUGGUUGAUGUCGACGGUUACUCUGUCUUUCAGUUAUUUUCCGGUCAUAUCUCAGGCCUUGUAUGAGCUCAACCUUAUGUCUUCGGAGUUGGGUCAGCUUGCCAUGUCCUCCGCAAUGCUCAACGAUGCGCUGGAGUGGACCUCCCUUACAGUUGGUCUCAUAGCUGCGCAGAAUGACUGCUUCAAAGGAAUACUCACAUUCCUUUCCAUACUGGGAAUGCUUCUUUUCACUCUCUAUGUCAUACGCCCCCUUAUGAUAAUGAUUAUUAAGAACACACCGGAAGGGAAAGAAGUAAACGAAAUAUAUACAGUUGGAAUACUACUUGGGGUUCUAGUCAUGUCUGUUAUCUCUGAUUCUAUCGGGCUAUUGUCUGUUGGAGGUCCUAUAUUUAUGGGGUUAGUCAUACCAGACGGACCACCUCUGGGUGCAGCAAUAGAGCAGAAGACUGAAUUCGUGGUCUCGGAAUUUCUUAUGCCAAUGUACUUCUUCCGUGUUGGCGUCAGCAUAGAUGUUCAUGCAAUUGGUGAUCCGGCGACAAUGGAACAUCUUCAGAGCAUUAUUCUUGUGUUAUUUGUUUCAAAGAUUGUUGGUGUUACCCUGUCCGGCUUGCUCUGCAAAAUUGGCUUCAAAAAUAGUUUCAUGCUCAGCAUGAUCAUGAGUAUGAAGGGUCUAAUAGAGCUCAAUGCUUUGAGACACUGGAGGGGCUCUCAGAUCAUAGAUGGAGCAUUCUACAAUCAAAUGGUGUUGUCUUCGCUGGUGUUGACCAUGAUCGUAACCCCAAUUGUACGAUUUUCCUACAUUCCUCAUAUGCGGCUUAAGGAAGCAACCAAAGAUUUGCGAGUCAGAAACAUCCAAUCAACUCCAAAAGACGACGAAGCAUGUCGCAUACUUUUCUGUGUCCACAAUGAAGAAAAUGCCGGCAACAUCAUCACCUUCCUAGAAGCUUCAAAUCCAACUGAUGCAAGCCCCAUUUGCGCAUCUGUUGUUCACACUGUUGAUUUAGUUGGGCAUUCUGUACCACAACUAACUCCCUACAGAAACAGAAAUAAGUUUAGGCAGAUAGAUAGACCACUCACCAAUCAAAUGAUGCAAGCCUUUGACACUUACUCAAAGAAUUCAAGAGGACCAGUCGUGAUUGAAGCCUACAGUAUGGUCGCCCCUUAUACCUCCAUGCACGAGAACAUUUUCCGUCUAGCUCUGGAAAAUCUCGUACCUCUGAUCAUCGUCCCAUUCCAUGAAAACCACCAGUCUGUGGUUGGCCCUAGUAUGACUGGACCCAUAAGGCAAUUCAACCUUAAUGUACAAGAGUUUUCCCCGUGUACAGUAGGAAUACUAGUUGACAGAGGCUUGUGUUGUCCGCUAAAGAAGUCCAGUUUCUACAGCAAUGUGGCUCUGUUUUUCAUUGGCGGACCAGAUGACCGCGAGGCCUUAGCUUAUGCAUCACGCAUGACGGACAACCCAGAUGUGUGCCUUACAGUGUUCAGGAUUAUCAUGCGGAUCAAUAAAAUAAAGAGUAAUGAAGAGGAUUUGACAGAGUUUAAGCUUGACAAGUCAUUGAUCAAUGAGUUUAAGCUAAGGAACACUGGGAAUGAUCGGUUGAAUUGGCAUGAUACUGAGGUUGGAAACUGUGUAGAGGUUAUGGAUGUCAUUAAGAAUUCCCAGAGCGAAUAUGAUCUGGUGAUGGUGGGGCGGCGGCAUCCGUAUAUGUCGUUGAGGGAAGAAGAAAUGACGGACUUUAUCCAGAAUCCAGAACUGGGAAUGAUCGGCGAUGUGCUUGCUUCACCAGAUUUCUGUAAUGGGAUGGUGAAGGUGUUGGUGAUGCAAGAAAGCAGGCAAUUGAGUUAUGGAGCUUAUCAUAAUGAAUCCAUCACCUGUACAGGAAUUUCGUGUACUCGCUAG
Molecule: messenger RNA, 2241 nt
Organism: Fragaria vesca subsp. vesca
Lineage: Eukaryota; Viridiplantae; Streptophyta; Magnoliopsida; Rosales; Rosaceae
Product: cation/H(+) antiporter 15-like
Exons: 3
Coding region: 1-2241 (746 amino acids)
Biological process (GO): regulation of pH; proton transmembrane transport
Cellular component (GO): endomembrane system; membrane
Molecular function (GO): antiporter activity
Source: RefSeq, a predicted model, not a curated record